AUGUCUUUUCUAUUUGUGUCUAACCUACCAAAAGAAGAGUCCACUGAAUCCAUUCAGUCGUUUCUCGAGGAUUCGUUCCCUUUGAGCACGUCCAUAAGAAUACUGCGCGAUGGGCAGGGACACAACGGGCACGCGUACGUCCACUUUGCUCACGAGAAGGCAGCGCAGGCGGCUGCUCAGCUAUACACCGUUGCUUGCAAUGGGGGUUCGGGUAAUGAUCGCGUCAAGGCACUUAAAUACCGAGAUGGGGAUACGGAGCUGCGGCUACGCGUUUGCGAGGCCAGCGAGGGGUGGAAUAGUGAGCACCCUGGCGGAGCAGCGCGAUCUUCUCCCUCCCUUGAGCCCUUAUCUGCUCCCAACUUUCUUAUCGAAGCUCUCGAGGGGAUGCCUUUGCCGCCCCAUUGUGCGGAGCUUGUAUCGUACAAGUGUUGCCGCUAUAUUCUGGCUCCGCCUUGUGAUGAUGAGAAGAAUUCUGCAGAAGUAGAAAAUAGUCAAAGACCUUUGACAAUGCGUCGGAUUGCCACCCUGGAGGAGGAUUUAUUCCCUGCAAAGGUCUGUGUUGCUGUCGUGGGUGAUACAGAAAGCGAUAAGGUCGGCGAGGGCGGCCCCAGUGAUGCUUCGGUUGCACGUUGUGGCCCACCAUCGCUGACGGCGUUGCUCGGUCCGGCACGUGGGCUUAGGGAGCAUUUGCGACUUAGUGAGAGGUGGAACGUCGAAGAUGAUCGACCCCGCAAACGGGGUCGUGAAGCUGAUCGAGAGGUAGGGUUGAUCGUAAACGGAGGUGAGGGAUUUUCGAAGGGAGCUCGGUCUUUACCCCAGCAACACCUGGAAUCAGAUUUGGGGGUGAAGUGCAUGCAGGGCUGUAGUUGGUUAUCACCUUCCGAAGCACUUGACGAAUUGAGGUCGUUUUUUAGCGGUGAGGGACUUGUCGCAGUGAAGGAUAAAUUUGGAACCAUUGCAGUGAUGAACCUUCCGACCUAUGUGGCGUCUUUGGAGUAG
Phytomonas sp. EM1 is the source of this 999-nucleotide messenger RNA. NCBI's taxonomy places the organism in Eukaryota, Euglenozoa, Kinetoplastea, Trypanosomatida, Trypanosomatidae. The record is from the annotation of a GenBank genome assembly.